Molecule: messenger RNA, 4081 nt
Organism: Schistocerca americana (American grasshopper)
Lineage: Eukaryota; Metazoa; Arthropoda; Insecta; Orthoptera; Acrididae
Gene: egl
Product: egalitarian protein homolog
Exons: 7
Coding region: 218-2704 (828 amino acids)
Biological process (GO): nucleobase-containing compound metabolic process
Molecular function (GO): nucleic acid binding; 3'-5' exonuclease activity
Source: RefSeq, a predicted model, not a curated record
GUAUGAUGUUCAUACCCAACGUCCACCAGAAGAGACUUUAACUUGUUUAACGCAGUUAACCGUCACAUGGGUGGCAGCUAGUGUGUUUUGUUACAAAAUGUGUUGAGCUGUGAGUGAGAGUGUGUGAGUGUGUGAGCAUCGGGGACAGACAGAUUUUUUUUAGGUUUCUUUCAUUUCUCUCUCUGACUUAAGUUUUGCCUCAACAAUAUUACUAGAAAUGGACAGCACGGAAUAUGAAUUAGUGAGGAAUAUGACAUUGCUGUUUUUCUUUGAACGACUGAUGGACAAGGGUGGCCCGCGUACGUUGCACGACCUAAGCUGUCAGUUUGGUGCAAAAGGAUUCACCAAGGAAAUGAGACAAAUUGCAGGAGGCUCACAGUCUGGAUUAAAAAAGUUUCUCUCCCAGUAUCCAGCGCUUUUUUGUUUUGAUGGUGACUAUGUUUACGUAAAUGGCUACAGCCCCCUCAGUGUGGAACAAGAAAGUGGAAACAAUGCAGUGAAAUACAGUAGUGGGAAACGAGAUUAUGCUCAAGAAGCUGUCGAAUAUUUUAGCCACAAGUUAAUGCAAUAUGGUGCCGGUAUUGAUGUACCCAUUAAAAGUUUGUUGGGUCACCGUUCCCAAGCUUCACCGGAGGUGAGACACAUCUCAGGCCAAAACAUAAGAGAGUUUAAAGAAUUUUUGUUAAAAUAUCCUGAUGCUUUUGUAGUGAAGGAAGAUACGGUUAUAUUGAAAGAAUAUGAGGGAAAGGAACCACAGCCUUUCCGUGAAUUUGAACUGAUGAAAGUGGAUCAAGAAGUAACAUCUGGCUUGCUUGAAUUUUUCACGAAGUGCAUAGACUCCAGAGGUCCAAUGUUGGUGGAUCAACUUUUUAGUAAAGCAACUGUAAGGUUUCCUCCUGAACAUCUUUCAUAUAUUUUCAAAACGCCACAAGACCUUCAGACCUUCUUAAAAAUGCAUUCUGAUGUGUUUAAUGUGCAGUCUAAUCUUGUAACAUUAGUGUUGCCUAAGAACUGUGUUAGUCAAAGUGAUUCACUUCAAACAAGUCCAACACAUCAACAACAGAUCAGAAGCAGUAGUGCAGUCAACAAUGGUCAGUGUGCCAAACCUCUUACUCAAGCGAACAAUUCAGCAGUUUGUCAGUCUGGUAGUCAGCCUCUACAAAAUCCCCAAUAUCAGUCCCUAAAGCAGCGUAUUAAUUCUUUAGUGAUGAAGACAUUAGCAGAUAAUACAGAGAAGGAUCGCUCAUAUGCAGCAACUUCUUUAGUGAAUGACAGUGGAAGUGCUGAAGUCUGGAAGGCAAAAAUAAUGCAGGCAACUAGAGUCGUCGUGAAUGUGAAAGAAUCUCUUCAGAUUGUUGAAGAUAUUUUGUUGGCCGCAAAAUCGGGAAAACCUGUUGCAGUGUCAUUUGACUGUGAGGGAAUAAAUUUAGGUGUUAAAGGGCAGCUGACAUUAUUUCAAAUUGGAACAUUAUCAGGCCAAGCAUAUUUGUUUGAUUUAAUUACGUGCCCCUCUUUGGUGUCAAAUGGUGGCCUGCAGAGACUGUUGGAAUCUGAGAUUGUUACUAAGGUUGUUCACGAUUGCCGAAACGACAGUGUCAAUCUUUUCAACCAGUUUGGUAUCACUUUGAAAAAUGUUUUUGACACACAGGCCGCACAUGCAGUGUUGCAGCUCCAAGAAUUGGGCAAGCCAGUAUACAAGGUGCAGAAUGUUAGUCUGAAUGCUCUAUGCGAGAAGUACGAUGCUCCAUCCAACCCUCUGAAGGAGCAGCUGAAGAAUGUAUACCGGCGAGAUCAGCGCUACUGGGCACGGAGGCCACUCUCACGUGAUAUGUUGCUGUAUGCUGCUGCAGAUGUGCUCUCUCUUGUGCCUACGAUCUACCAGGCAAUGUCCAAGCUAAUUAAACCAGAGUUUCAAAGCUUAUUGACAGAACUUUGUGAGGAGCAGGUGUUUCUGCACAUCUGUCCAUCCGACGUUAAGCACCGUAAGAAGCAAAGGAAAGUUGAAACCGAAGUUGCUGAACUGAGGCUGAAGUUAUCAACACUUCAGAGUAAAAAUAUAGUUCUUAGCAACCGAGAAAUUAGGUUGUUGAGGUAUCUAGAUCUCUCAGAGGAGGAGAAAGAAAAACUGAAAGGUUCUUACAAAGUAGCCCGUAAAUUGGAGAAGCUGGAAAGUGCUGGUCAAGAUAAGGAUAUUAAGAGUGACGAGGAAGAUGACGACGACGAUGAUGAAAAUGGUGAGGAUGGCUGUGCCAGUGGUAAAACUUCUCCAUCAUCAGCAGACAUCACUUCACCAAGAACACCGAAUUCUGGACCCCCGAGCCUAACGGAAUCAAUGCAGCUGAUGGAUGAAAUUCUAUCAGAUGGGCGCAUGGACAGGCUGGAGAAAAUUGAGAAAUUGGAGUCUAUUUUGUCUGCUGCUACCUCUGCUGCAGUUGUGUCAAGGAGCCAGCAGACUUCAGCAAACUCAAACACUCAGACCAGUAGUAGUGAUGAACAAGGACCUUGCAGUUGUCAGUGCCAUGCCCAGAAACUUUUAAAUAAGAAACCCAUAAAAGAAAUUGACUGUAUCAAAAGUACUGAUGUGGCAUGCCAGACACUUUCAACUGGUGAUAUUGUUAUAACUCGGAUAUUCUUUACAGAGGAAGAGAAGGAACGAGAAAGAACUAUUACAUCAUCUCCCAAAAGGGAGAUAUCUCACAAUUAAGUAUUAUCUCUGUUCUAGCUUUUUCAUCCAUUUGUCUGCUAAUGUAAUUAUUACAGAGGCUGGCACAGACUAUGAGAAGUAUUUCAGAAUCAAAAAUGUGUUUUGGUCUCGUGGGCUUGCUGGUAAUUAGUUAGCAGUGAAUAUGAGUAUGUGUUCAAAAACCUGUAAAUAUGCAAACAUAUAUACAGGUGUUCAAAUUUGCUGUACGUAUCUGUUCGCAAGUCUUAUAUUGUGUAUUCCACAAGCCACUCAUUGCAUUCAAGGUGAUCCUUUGUGAAAUAAAUUCCUAAACUCACCAUACCAACCCAUAUCUAUUCUCUCUCUCUCUCUCUCUCUCUCUCUCUCUCUCUCUCUCUCUGCCAUUGGUUGGUUGGUAAGGCUUAUGAUAUCCCUUCAGAAUAUCUUGUUAGAUGAUAAUACUUUCUCUUUGUUGUGGGCAUUCUAUAUAAAUGCAAAAAUUAUAUUUGUAAGUCAUAAUGGAUGUCAUGAACAUAGUGGAGAUGGUGUGUCACACUGUGUUAAACUGUAGGGAUGAAUCAUCUAGUACCGUAAAUGUGUUCUUCCAGAUAUAAUACUCCAUGUUACUUGUCAAAUAAUGCAGUUAGUAGGUUAUUGUAUGUAAUGUCGUAUACUAAAAUGUACCUAUCACAUAAUACCAAGCACUAUAAAAAAAAUAAAAGGAUUUCACAUGGAGGCAGAAUACUGAUGCUGGAAAUUUGUACAUGUACUUUUCUUUCAUAAAAAGGUAGGGGUGGUGCUAAAACACUUGUUGAAAGUGUUGGCGAUAAGGAAGACAUUUGUGUAACUUGUGGAGGAAGGUUGUGAGACUUUAUCACAGCAUAGAAGAAAGUGUGUGAAGAAUGUGAAGAAUUUCAUGUGGAGUAUUGGUUACAAAACAUGUGGUGUACAAAGGUACCAGGCAAACUAAAUAUUUUCUUAAAUUCAGUUUACCAUUACACUCUUAAAAGACAAGACUGACUUUACAAAAUGUUUAUUAUAGUCCGUAUGGAACUGUGUUUAAACUCUGCCGCUUGAAUUCAAACUAGUUUCAGCCCUGUUUUACUUUGUAUCAUUCCUCUCUGCUACCUGCAUUUUAUUGGAGCAACAUUGGUCGGUUGUCUAUUUAGCCAGUUUUUUGCUUGUGAUGUAAUUUUCUGUGAGAAACAGGCAUCUUAGGUGUAUAUUAGUAGUUCAUUGUUGUAAUUGACAAAGCUCAUUUUUGAAACCAAAGAAAACUAAAGCAAAAACAAUGGCAUACUCUAGUUUGCAACCUUUCAACGCACUCCAUAUUUGCAGGAAAAAAUCCAUUGAGAAUCUAGUUCCAUUGUUGCUGCUGUAAAUAAUCCUAAAAUAUUACCUAUUUGAAGGUUUUGUAAU